GCGCACAGGCCAGAUGGCCGACGCUUCGGUGCAAAUAAAAAGCCCCAAAGUGCUCAAAUAUUAAUGACGUAUUGUUAACAACCCUUCAUCGAAUUUAACCAAUUCAACCGGCAGUAUCACAAGGAAGAUAAUAUGUCCUUUUUCUCGCCGAUAGGGUGGUGCGCGGCGUUAAAGCGGAUCAAAGCGUGAAGGGAAAGCAGGCUUAGACGUCAAAUGAAACCAAUUGGAGGGCGGCGAAUAGUCAAAGGUGUCAUUUUUAUUCUUCGCAUUGUUUCUGGAGCGACCAUGAACUAUCACCCACCUCCUUUUAAAUCAUACAUUGCAUUUGAUUCAUUGAAAAUGGAUUGGCUCCCAUUUCGGAUUGGCUUUCCUAAUUCGUCACACAAACUACGUCACGUUUUGUUGCGAAGAGGGGGCGGGAGUCUUGCCACCUGAUUACUAUGGCAACGUGUAAACGCAAACGUCGCAUCGCGUCGCAUCGCGUCGCGUGCUGUUGAAUGCCACUGUUCGCUAAGUCGUGACUGACUGCAAAAGUUCAAAGAAAAUGUCAGACGAGGAGGUGGACACAAUCAUUCCUCCAGAAUCAGAAGAGAACACAGGUGAACCACAAGGCGAGGAGAACCAGGGACAAGCAGGCGAGGAGCGUAAGAAUGAAGCAUUGCAAGAGUCAGAGGACCAAGGACAACCGGCAAACCAGGAGGAGGAGGAGGAGUCCUUGCCAGGAGUAAGCACCUUUGAGGCGCAAGGAGAACCAGUCAAUGAGGAGGAGCCCUUACCAGGGGUAAGCACCUAUGAGGACCAAGGAGAACCAGUCAAGGAGGAACCCAUAACAGGGGUGAUCACCUCUGACGACCAAGAAGAACCAGUCAAUGAGGAGGAGGAGUCCUUACCAAGAGUAAGCGCCACUGAGGAGCAAGGAGAACCAGUGAAUGAGGAAGAACGAGCAAAGGGGACCUUACCGGAGGAUGACCCAGGACAACCAGGGAUCGAGAGCGAAACCUUGCCAGGAGCAAGCACAUCUGAGGACCAAAGGGAACCACGGAGCCAAGUGGAACAAGGGAAUGAGCCCUCGUCGCAAGUCAAAACCUUAGCGGACCAAGGAGAACCAGGGAAUGAGGAGGAGAUUUUCUCCUCUGAGGACCAAGCAGAACCACGUAUGGAAGAGGAUCAGGCGGCUGAGACUUCUGCAGGAGUAAAGACCUCAGAUGGAGGGCAAGAGCGGCGCCUCUCGGAAUCUCCCAGUUCCGAGCCGCACGGUGCCGUCGCUGCGGGGACCGCCGCGUCGUCGUUAGAGCCGCGGGGCGCCCAUGCCCAUUCGGAGCAGGACGACAAUCCCGACGUCAUCAACGUGAGCCUGAUAACCGGUAAGAGAACCUUGCGCCUGCUCAAUUGGGAAGUCGACGACAGCGCGCCGACCGAGGUGUCGGGGGGCGGCGGCGGCGGCGGCGGGCCUCCCCCCGCCCCGCAGAAGGCCUUGUUGGGCGGCUACAGGCACAAGCUGACCGGCACAGAGUACCACCACGCCGCCUCCCAGACCCCGCGCAGGGCCCGGCCCGGCCGAGGCGUGGACGUGGUCAGCCGAGACGCGCAGACGGCCGAGCAGGUGCUGCAGGCGCAGCAGUGCGACUCCAGCGUCACCACGCAGAUGACCAAGGUGGGCUGCUACAUCUCCAACAUGAAGGACAGGCUGCUCAGCCCGGGCCACUACAUCACCGCCGACGAGUAUCACCACACCCGGCUCAAAGCUGUGAUCCGUCUGCAAGCGCACACCCGGCGCUGGCUGAGCUGCCGGGCGGUGGAGCGGCUGCGGCGGGAGCGCGAGCGCCGUCUGGCCUGGCUGGACCUCCAGGAGCGCAGGAGGCACGAGGAGCGGGCCGAGCAGCUUCAAGACAGCCACAGCCGCUGGAUGCAACCGCGCAAGAGGGAGGACCUCAACUUGCUCUACAAGGCGCUGGAGAAGUGGCGGAGCGACAAGGAGCGUCAGAUCAACGCCACGCUGCGGGGGGCCGAGAGGAAAGCCGCCCUGCGCUCGCUCCUGGAGCAGGAGACGCAGUACAUCGCCACCAUCGGACGCCACGGCAUCGCCAUCAGGAGCAACAACUACAACAAAGCCGUCAGGAAGUUCCUGGACAAGUCGUCGCCGGCGCACCGGUGGCGGGCGGCCGACGGCCGCCUGAUCGAGAUGGACACGCCCGACACCAUCCGAGCCCGCCAACUGGGCGACCUCUACGACUGCGUGGCCAUGUCGCCCGUCAGCCCGAAGCAGCGUCUGGACAUCCUCCUCUGCCUCAAGCAAACUGUGGAGGAGCACCCGUGCCCGCUGACCCGAGACAUUGCGGAGCUGAUCGGCAGGGAAGAGGACCUGAUGAGGCGGCAGGUGAAGGAGGCCAACCUGGAAGGCCUGCGCAAGAGGCUGUGCACGUACUUCCUGCAGUUCAUCCGCACGCCGGGUUUCAACCCGGAGGUGGCCAAGCACCUCAAAGUGCCGCAGAGCACGGCGCAGCUGAAGAACGACGUGUUCCUGUGCCACGGCUGCCAGCGCCACCUGGGCUCGGCCCACUUCCGCUCCUGCGCCCGCUCCCACCUGAGCCGCCGCUGCCUGGACUGCACCCGGCUCAGGAACAUCGCCGGCAGCCGCGACGACUUCUCCUGCUACAAGUACAUGCUGAAGCGGCUGAGGGACGGCGAGCUUCUGCUCGACAAGGACAACAUCAUCCCUUUCAUCCUGCAGGUGGAGGACAUGCAGUACCUGGUGGAGGUCAUCUGGGGGUCCCGCUCGGCCCUGAGCGGCUGCGGCGACCUGUACAGCUUGGUCCUGGUCCGCUGGGACCGCCGGAAGGACUGGAGCCCCUGGAACUGCGUCCUGCUCUGCAAAGACGAGACGGACGCUCACCUCCUGGUGGAGGACUUGCACAAGGUGUACGACGUGCCCGUGGUCCGCAGCGUGGAGCACAAACACCUGUUGGCGCGCCGCCACUACAACCAGAUCCCCACCAUGGUCGCCCAGUCGGCCAAAGCUGCCGCCGCCGCUGCCGCCGCUGGCGCCACCCAGAAGCGCGGAGCCCUCGGGAAGGGCGGGAAGUGAAA
Syngnathus typhle (broad-nosed pipefish) is the source of this 3087-nucleotide messenger RNA. RefSeq names its product IQ motif and ubiquitin domain containing (gene iqub). The transcript has 11 exons. The coding region runs from base 545 to 3085 and encodes 846 amino acids. The record is from RefSeq and is a predicted model, not a curated record. Gene Ontology annotation, molecular function: protein binding. Gene Ontology annotation, biological process: cilium assembly. Gene Ontology annotation, cellular component: motile cilium; acrosomal vesicle. NCBI's taxonomy places the organism in Eukaryota, Metazoa, Chordata, Actinopteri, Syngnathiformes, Syngnathidae.